AUGAAUGGCACAACAUGUGAAGAAGACAUUGAUGAAUGUACCAGUACUCCAUGUCAGAACUUGGGGACUUGUCAAGAUUUAGUGAACGGGUACUUGUGCCAGUGUGCACCUGGUUUUACAGGUGCUCACUGUGAAUCAGACAUAGAUGAAUGUGAGUCUGACCCCUGCACCAAUGAAGGAGUUUGCCGAGACCAAGUUAAUGGCUUUAUCUGCGACUGUCCCAUCCCUUAUAAAGGCGAUGACUGCUCUCUUCUGCCUUGUGACUUGUUUCCGUGUGAGAACGCUAACUGUACCAAUGACUUCUCUGUCUUACCAGAUGGGUUUCAUUGCUCAUGUUUUCCAGGAUUUGCUGGUCCACUCUGUGAUAUCAACAUUGACGACUGUUUCCGCCCGCCAGGAGAAUCAGUGUGCAAUGGGAGAGGACUGUGCAUCGAUGCUAUCAAUGGCUACAAGUGCCUGUGCUCCCCAGGAUGGGCUGGUCUGGACUGUGAAAAAGUGGUUGAUGAUUGCGUCAAUAACGAGUGCAAGAAUAAUGCCACCUGUGUAGACAUGAAUGAACUGUACAGAUGUGAGUGUACCCCAGGCUGGGACGGACAGUUUUGUGAGAGAGAGAAAGAUGAAUGUACAUCAGGACCUUGCCAGAAUGGUGCUACAUGCAUUGAUCUCUUCAAUGAUUAUAGGUGCCAGUGUGCAGCAGGGUGGAACAGCAAAAACUGCGACCAGGAAAUCAAUGAGUGUCUGACCAAUCAGUGCAUGAACCAGGCCACAUGCGUGGAUCAACUGAACGACUUCCAGUGCAUCUGUCCACCAUUUUUUACUGGGCGCCUCUGUGACAGUAGUUACGACCCUUGCGAUGCAGAGCACAAUCAGUGUGAAAAUGAGGCAGCGUGUAUUACACUGGAGGAUGGGAGGUACUACUGUAAUUGCACAGCAGGCUUUGCUGGAGUAAACUGUGAAGUGAACAUCAAUGAGUGUGCCUCAACACCCUGUAGAAAUAACGCAUCCUGUGAGGACCUGGUCGCGGACUAUAGGUGUCACUGUCCAGAAGGGUAUUCUGGGAAGGAUUGUGGUGAAAAUGUGGAUGAAUGUGCAUCAGAUCCUUGCCGUAAUGGAGCAACUUGUAGAGAUAGGGUGAAUGGGUACACUUGUGACUGCGCUGCAGGAUUUGAAGGGUCAACAUGUGAGCAGGACAUCAACGAGUGUUUGAGUGACCCAUGUUAUAACAAUGCCACAUGUGCCAAUCUAGAGGCUAGAUACAGCUGCUCCUGUCUACCAGGAUUUACAGGUGUAAACUGUGAGGUCAAUAUCCAAGAAUGUGCAUCCAGUCCCUGCCUGAACAACGCCACCUGCCGAGAUGCCAUAAAUGGGUACUCUUGCCAGUGUCAUGGCGGCUAUACAGGAAACAGGUGUCAGACCAACAUCGAUGACUGUGCUCCCGAUCCCUGUGUCCAUGGAAGCUGUGAAGAUUUAACCCAAGACUACCGCUGUAUAUGCGAAGCUGGCUGGACAGGGAAGAACUGUUCUGUUAACAUAGACGAGUGCCUCAGUGACCCUUGCAGGAACAACGCCACAUGCAUAGAUGGCGUUGCAGGCUAUAUUUGCUCUUGUGCUCCAGGUUUUACUGGUCCGGGCUGUGAGUUUGACAUCAACGUCUGCCGUGUUGGUAACUUCACCCAGUGUCUUAAUGGAGGGACAUGUGAGGACAGAGUGGGGAAUGAGUUCACUUGCAGCUGUGUCACUGGCUUCUCUGGCCUGUACUGUGAGACGAACAUCGAUGAAUGUCUGUCAGACCCAUGUCAGAAUAACGGCACCUGUCAGGACGACAUCGAUGCUUUCAUGUGCCAGUGUCUGCCAGGGUGGACAGGUCAGCUCUGUGAGGCUGACAUCAAUGAAUGUGACAGUAAUCCCUGUCAGUAUGGAGGACUCUGUGAGGAAAGGGCUACUGGGUUUGGAUAUGAGUAA
Lingula anatina is the source of this 1962-nucleotide messenger RNA. RefSeq lists its product as uncharacterized. Gene Ontology annotation, biological process: establishment or maintenance of epithelial cell apical/basal polarity; heterophilic cell-cell adhesion. Gene Ontology annotation, cellular component: plasma membrane; protein-containing complex. The record is from RefSeq and is a predicted model, not a curated record. Gene Ontology annotation, molecular function: calcium ion binding. Lineage: Eukaryota; Metazoa; Brachiopoda; Lingulata; Lingulida; Lingulidae.